CACGUUCAAUGAAAUUCGCUUGGAAGAACGAACAUGAAGAGCCAAAGAGUGAACAAGAGAUCUUGAAGAAAAAUAUAGGAAGAUGUAGAAAAAAAAUUAUAGAAUAUUCUGCAUAUGUGCGGCAUAAAUUAUUAGUGACAGGUGAGACAAGGUGAACGGACUAAAAAGAGAGGGAGAGAGAGAGAGAGAGAGAGAGACAGAGACGUCCCAGGCAGUCCAAUUCGCAAGUUGCUCCGAGUUGUUCCAAGUCAGUCCACCAAACAAAACAUGGACGCCGUGGAAAUAAAUACGUCGGGUCCGCCGCAGAGCGAGGACGCGAUCGGGUCCGCGAUGAAAAUAUGCCGCGUGUGCCUGCUGGACAACCUGAUGAUGCGCGACCUCUUCGCCGAGAGCGAGGUCGCGUCCCUCUCCAUGAAAGCGAUGAGCUUCACCAACGUUAAGAUGUUACCAGGUGACGGUUUACCAGCACAAGUGUGCUGCAUGUGCGCCGACAAACUGGAGUCGGCGUAUGAAUUUAAAUUACAAGUGGAACAGGCCGACAGCGUCCUCAGGGACAGGUAUGUCGGGGGAAUGAUAAAGGAGGAGUUGUUCCUCAAUGAGGUCGAGAUACACUUGGACACCGAAAGGAAUGACAUAGAGGAAAUAAAUGUCAACACUGAUUAUGAAUCUACUGUCGCAGUUUUGCCAGAAGAGUCAGACGUUGAGAAGAACUUUUUGAAAGAACAAUUUAUGAUCUUGGAACACGAAAAAUUGACUAAUCCGGAAGAAAUACAACAGGAUCCAGAACAGGAUCAUUCGCAAGAAAUUACGCAAGAAGAUGGUCAAAGUAUUGCAGAAGAUUCGCAGCAAGAAUUAGUUGAAACAGAGGAUAAUGAUAUGUCAAGCACUAUUAAAGAAUCUAGGAAUCAAAAAUUUUGCAUGAACGAAAGUAUCACUUCCAGUUAUAUGGAGUCGAUUCCAACAGAGGAACACGAUUACAUUGUGCAGCAACAGUGUGUGUUGCCGACUGAACAAUUUCCUUUACAGGAAAGGAUACAGAUGGAUACACAAGUUGAACAAAGUAUAGCAGAAUGCCAAGAAACAUUAUCUGAAUUAAAUCAAGAGAAUCAAGUUGAGCAAAUUCAAGAAAAUCAAGCUGAACAGAUUCAAGAAGAUCAGACUGAACAAAUUCAAGAGAAUCAAAUGGAGCAAAUUGAAGAGACUCAAGUGGAGCAAAUUCAAGAGACUCAAAUGGAGCAAAUUCAAGAGAUUCAAAUGGAGCAAAUUCAAGAGACUCAAAUGGAACAAAUUCUAGAGACUCAAGCAGAGCAAAUUCAAGAGAAUCAAUCUGAGCAAAAUCAAACUGAAAGAACUGACAAGAAGAAAUCUUUCAAUGAAGAAAUGUCUACAACUGAUAAUGAGCCGAUGGUGGGAAUACAAGAUACUCCUCAAAAUGAAACCAGAAGAAGUAAACGUAGAUUAGCUCGUCGAACGUUUGCUGAACGGGAUUCCGACGAGGAGAAUUAUUUCGAAAAUCUGAAUCUUAGUUCUCGAUUGAAAAAAGCACAAGCGGAUAAGGUAGAGAAGAUCUUUUUUAUGUGUUAUCUGUGUGAUAAACAGUUCCUGUCGAAGAACGUUCUGAAGGAGCACAUGCACUCUCAUGAAGAAGUGAGGAAAGCACUCUCCUUAAAGAAAACGCCGGAGAAGCCGCAGAAGUCGCAGACCAACGUUACCCCCACGAAGAGUCCACCAUCUGGAAAAAAAGCCAACAAGUGCCCUUAUUGCGGUAAAGAGUAUCUGUACAUAAACUCGUUUACCAAACAUAUUAAACAGCACGAGCGGGAGCGAGAGGAGGCGAAGGAGGAUCCUAUGCCGCUCGAAAUUUCGUUCCACGAAGAUGAGCAUAGUCUAGACUUCGAGGAUAAUAAUUAUGAUAACAAUUCGGACAGAGAAUGUAGAAGACGAUCGAAGAGAGCAAAUACAGGCGAUGGAAACGAUGACGCCACGACGAGCGACAAUGAGCAGGAUAAAAGAAGAAAGCGCAGUCGCGUUGAAGAAUUCGAAUGCGACAAAUGUUCAGAGAAAUUUGAUACGAAGCGAAGCUUGCAAAAGCACUCACUCACGCACGUGAGCGGGUUUUGCAAGCUUCGCUUCGAGUGCACCCUGUGUCACGAAGAGUACGACAGUCUAGAGCAGUUGAGGGAUCAUCGAACGAAACAUGUGGUCGAAGGCGUGCUCACUGAGCAGGAUUUAGAAGACAUGAAACAGAUAGUCAAGAACGUCGAGAAUGACGAUGACGAAGAUAACAAGAACGAUGAAGAAGGAGAGGGCAAUGAAUCUGGCGAAUUGGUCGAACAAAAUGCGAAGGAAUUCAAGUGUCAGAAGUGUUCGAUGGCGUUCGCGCGAAAGAAGUUCCUGUCGAGACACAUGGAAACGAUGCAUUCUGGAACUAACAAUUUCGAAUGCAAGAUAUGUCAUCAGCAGUUCGCGCGGAAGGAUCUUUUGCGCAGACAUGCCGAGCAACACGCCCGAGUAAAGACCUACAAGUGCACUCAGUGCAACAAGACCUUCGGUAAUGAACUCACUCUGAGAAAUCACCUGCUCACCACGAAUCACAAGACGUUUAUACACGGACAAGAAUACGACCCGAACAAGCGUAUAAAGCGCGUAGCCGCGAAAGCGGCGCAGAAGAUCAUCGACAAGAUCAAGACAGAGGACGGUCUGGAGGAUUACGACGACGAUAACGACACCGUUGAUUACGACGCCAAGUUGGACGGGCCUUAUUAUCGUCGUAAACGCGACGCUACACCAAAGAAGUACAAUUGUAAGAAGGAUUUAGAGUGCGCGACGUGUAAUAAGAGAUAUAGUUCGAAGCAAGCGUUGACCAAGCACAUGGAGCAGCACGUGAAGGACGAGAAAGCGGCGGAGAAGUUGAAGAAGGCCGCUUCGGAGAAGAAGGAAACGCCGAAGGCAACGACGACGACGACGACGAUAGGCGAUAACGACGACGACGACGAUGACUCGGACUUUGAGAGCGGUCUCGAUUGGCCGAUGGACAGUCACGAAUGCACCACGUGCAAGAAACGUUACAGCACGAAGAAGUCGCUGCUGCGGCACCAGCUGCUGCACGAAGAACCGAACUUUGAGUGCGACAUUUGCAACAUCAAGUUUUAUCGCAAGGACAAGUUGAAGGCGCACUAUGACAAGUGCUCCGAGAAGAAUCCCGAUCAGGUAAGAAGGUGCAAUAUUUGCGGCGACACUUUCGAGAACAAUGAGAUUCUGCGAGAACACCGGGCUAAACACGUUACCGAGGGUAUUCUAACGGAGGAAGAUUUGAAGGACAUCGAGUUGAAACCGGAUGAGAAGAAAUCGAACGAGAAGAUCGGCCGGAAGAGGAGAACCGAUAUCGUCGGCCUCGAAUGUACAGAGUGCAACAAACAAUACACUUCCAGGAAGGGUCUUCUACGACAUAUUCAGGUACAUGAAGGUAAAAAAUACUUGUGCGACAUAUGUCCGAAGAAGUUCUAUCGUCGGGAACAUCUCAAGAUUCACGUGGCCAAGCAUAAUAUGGUAAAACCGUACAAGUGUACCCGCUGCACCAAACGCUUCAUCAAGGAGGAGCAGCUGAACAAUCAUUUGUCCAAGCACGAUCGUACCUUCAAGAAGAACAAGGAGACCGAUAGCUCCAAGAGAUUCCUCUGCGAGAUCUGCAGCAAGAGCUUCACGCAGUCGACGACGCUGAUAGCCCAUUUGCGGGCGCACAAUGGUAUCAAGCCGUACGUGUGCGAGGUCUGCUCGAGACCGUUCACCACCAACGCCUACCUAAAGAUGCAUAUGCGCACGCACACCCAGGAACGGCCGUACAUCUGUCAGUUCUGCUCGCGGGCGUUCGCGCGAGCCGACACUCUGGCGAAUCAUCUGACGUCUCACACCGGCGAGGCCAAGUAUCACUGCAAAUGCUGCCCGAAGAACUUCCGGCGACUGAAGUCGCUGAAAGAGCACAUGUUUAUUCACACGGGCCAGCGACCUUACGAAUGCCCGACCUGCGAUCGCAAGUUCAACAACAACGGCAGCCGCUAUGCACACAGCAAGCGCUGCAAGCAGAACCUCCUGCGGAAUCAGACCCGGACGCAAUAUCUAAUACAGCAGCCGGAGCAAACGCAGCAGCAACAGCAACCCCAGCAACAGCAACCCCAGCAAGUGCAGAUACAGGUGCAGCAACAGCCGCAGCAGAUGCCGGUACCGGUCAGGCUACAUCAGACCACCCUCGGCCAGGCACCGGUAGUCAAGGCCCAGAGCAUCAAGACAAUCGCUAUAGCGAGGCAGGAACCGACCACGGUAACUAUCCCGGCGCAGCCAGCCAUGAUGCAGCAGGAAAUCCUGAUGCCUCUCAUUUUGCCGCUCACCGUCACUCUCACCGACGUGGGCGAGGAGGUGAUACUACCAGAGGGUACAAAGAUAUACACCACUUCCUAAUCGAGCCAUCGUCUUCUACCCUCGAUUAAUAUAUAAGAAAAAAAGACAUACAUUUUUUUCGAGAUGAACAAACUGAUCCUUCCGUUUUCAUUCCCCGCAUUUUUUUUCAACGCGCACGGGAAAAUCGGAAGGGAUGAUGGACGACGAAACGAUGUUGCAUAGAUAGAUCGUGUAUUAUGAUGAGAAUUUGCUUGCAUUCAAUAAGAGGGGAUAUGCGUGUGUACUAGAUGUGUACUGUUAAUAUGAUGAUAAUAAUGACUAUGAUAAUUAAUACGAUGAGAAUUUUCGAGAGAGAUAGAGAGGGAGGGAGAAUCAUUUUUCUCGAAUUAUGUAUAAAACGUUAUAUCGAAGUUUAUUUUUGCAACGGGUGAAGGCGUUAAUAAAGUAUAUAUAUAUAUAUAUAUAUAUAUAUAUAUAUAUAUAUAUAUAUGUAUAUGUAUGUAUAUGUAAUUUAUCUAGAAAGUUCCAAGAUAUGUACCUUUCCAUAUAUAAUAACGCGUAUUAUCAGAAAUGAAUAGAGUAAACGUAUUUGACAAAUCAUUACGGAACAAGAUCUUUGUCAUAAAUGUACAUGUAAUAUAGAUAGAUUUUCUUUUAAGAGACACACAUUAGAGAUAAGAAAGUACAAGCUUUUACGGCUACUUAAAGCUUAAUGUAUUAAAUAAUGAUAUCUACUUUUUCAGUUAGUUUGUUCUUCCAGAAUGUGUUUCUUCUUUUUUUUUCGAAUAAAAAAUUCAUAUCCAAUAGUUUGUUUGAAAACACAAGAACAGUUAUAUAUAAAUCUAAUAAUGUGUUUUGUGAUAUUCUAUAUUUCUUCUAAAAAAUAUAGAACAUUUUUUUAAAUAUGAAUGACAAAACAUAUUAUGUUUCAUAAAAUAACAUACUUUUAUGUAACAUACAUUAUAUAAAAUAAUAUACUUUUA
Messenger RNA from Nylanderia fulva, 5378 nucleotides. RefSeq lists its product as uncharacterized. Gene Ontology annotation, biological process: regulation of transcription by RNA polymerase II. The record is from RefSeq and is a predicted model, not a curated record. Lineage: Eukaryota; Metazoa; Arthropoda; Insecta; Hymenoptera; Formicidae. Gene Ontology annotation, cellular component: nucleus. Gene Ontology annotation, molecular function: DNA-binding transcription factor activity, RNA polymerase II-specific; zinc ion binding.